Molecule: messenger RNA, 5943 nt
Organism: Cylas formicarius (sweet potato weevil)
Lineage: Eukaryota; Metazoa; Arthropoda; Insecta; Coleoptera; Brentidae
Product: cilia- and flagella-associated protein 44
Exons: 32
Coding region: 16-5943 (1975 amino acids)
Molecular function (GO): protein binding
Source: RefSeq, a predicted model, not a curated record
GCUGAAACCGAUAACAUGUACGAUUCGAAUAAAUUUAUUUCAGGGUCUCGAGUCGGCAAGAGGGGCACUUUAAACCAGGACUUACUGCAGUUCGAUUUCUCGUACGGGUACGAUUGCAGAAAAUAUUUUAACUUAACGGUCCUGGACGAGAACACUGUGACGUUUUCGUCGGGAAACUUUAUCAUUUUCCUGGACGUUAAAUCCAAGGAAACAGUAUUCAGGAGAAGCGCCUUGGGUGGCGGGAUCGGUCACAUUCAGGGGAAUCCGAAUACGAUUUAUCCGCAUUUUUCUGUGGCCGAAUGUGGAACAGUUCCGAUAAUAAUAACUUACGUGUGGCCGACGUUGGAGGUCGUAUGUGUCCUAAAAGGAGGCGCCGAAAGGAUUUAUUCCAACAUAGAUUUUAACCCUAACGGCGAUUUGCUCGUCUCCCAAAGCGGAGAUCCAGACUAUCUGAUAACUGUGUGGGAUUGGCGAAACCAUACGAUCCUACUGCGAACCAAAUCCUAUAUAAACGAUGUCUACAGGGUGAAGUUCUCGCCUUAUGUUGCCGGACAACUAACCACUUGCGGUGUCGCACAUAUAAAGUUCUGGAAAAUGGCGCGCACUUUUACUGGACUGAAACUGCAAGGCGAGCUAGGCAGAUUCGGGAAAACCGAGUAUUCUGAUGUGGUUGGCGUUCUGCCUAUGCCAGAUACAAAGGUCGUAUCAGGCUGCGAAUGGGGAAAUAUUCUAGUUUGGGACGAUGGUCUGAUUACAUUUGAAGUGUUCCGAUCUUUGAGACGCCGAUGUCACGAUGCUCCCAUAGUACAAUUCUUUUAUAACGAAGGCGAACUUUGGACGGUGUCCAUGGAUGGUCACGUAAAAGUAUGGUGGUUCGAAAAAAUCGACCAGGCCGAUCCCCCAGAAGAUGAUAGGGUCGUAUUGAUCGACCCGACUUACGACUUUUACACCCCAGGGCUGAUGCUGAUGUCGGUCGAGAAACGACGCGAAUACAACCCAUCUUGUAGCGAGCAUUUUGCACAAGACGGGAACGGUGGUAUUUGGUUAAUCGAUCUCAAUACGGAAAAAGAGCCGAAACCUUCUGAACAACUGUUCAAAUGUCACGCGGGGCGGGUGGCCGAUAUUGCCGCUUGCCCCUACGGUCCAUACCUUGCCAGUCUUGGCGAAGACGGGAGGAUAUUUCUAUAUGAUUAUUUAAAAAGAAGUAGAGUGUUCGAGUAUACAUUUCCGGCAGGAGGAGUAUGUUUGAUUUGGCCAAAUCUGGAUGUAGUUCCUUUCGGUGAUACCAUUUUAGCUGGCUUCGAGGACGGCCAAAUAAGGGUUUGCUGCCUAACGAUACCGGAUUCUCUCGGAAAUCGGCAAGACAGCAUUUCACUUGCGGUUGCUCAGAUUACGAAACCUCAUAAUAAGAAACUCACGACGAUGGCAAUCAACAGAUCGGGGACGUUGCUAGUCACUGCUGCUGAGGAUAAUACAUUUUUCGUGUUCAAAACGGACCUAAAUUCGCACAAAAAAUGCUUGACGCCUAUUGGUUUUUUUCUAGUCCCGGAUGCUGUUAACUGUAUAAGCUGGCAUUAUGAAAAUGAACACGAGGUUUUAUUAGGCUGUGAACACGGUCAUAUGAUGCAAGUCGCUUUACCCAAAGAAGAACAGCUUUAUACGACAGUAUCGUUUAGACUCAAUUUGGAGCCCAAAUUUAAUCGCUUUACCACGUAUAAAUCUCAAAUCAAAAGAGACAUUAAAAUCAAGGAAAUCGAAGAGAGAAAAGCGAAAAAGGUGGCCCGCAAGAGACAAGAGAUGGAAGCGCUCAAAAAUGAACAUCCCGGAUUGGAAAUCGACGAAGAAACGUUCCUUGAGGAUUCGGAAAGUGAGGAGGAACUGGAACCCCUGUAUAUCCCCGAAGUGCCGAACAGGAUCAUUUGGUUAAAAUAUACCGAAAAUGAUACUAUCUGGAUAUCGAUGGCAGGGUAUGAUGCCGGAUACAUCUAUGAAUACCACAUCGAUCAAAAAAGCACCGUGCCCAUAAGAUUCAGAAUGGUAGAAGAUGCUGAAGACUUAGAAAUAAGCACUUACGUUUACAGUCACAAAAAGGACUUUUUAAUAUUUGCAAUGCAAGAUGGGAGCGUAAGGGUAAACAAACGAAAUCCAAAUGAUUUCGCCGACUUGAAGGAUUAUUUUACGAUUUCUAUGCACGACAAUCAAAACGGGUUUAUACCGCGACUGUGCUUCAGCUACGACGAAAGGUACUUCUUUAGCUGUGGUCACGACGGCAAUGUAUUCUCUUACAAGUUUCACCCGACGGAUUACAGCUUCCCUAUUACAAAGCUGCGAAGAAUAAGAACGGAUCACACUUGCUCGUCUAUCGAAGAGAUAGAAACGACCGAAAAGCCGAGUCUUGAAGAAACUAAAAUUAAGGCCGAAAACGAUAGGAUUUUUAAAGUAGCCACUGAAAGAAAAACAGCAGUAAGGGAAGCGUUAAAAAUAUUAAAGGAGCGAUAUAAGAAAUUACUUCACCGAAACACGGAAUUGUUACCUAGCCAGAGCAUCCCGAGGGAGCAACUCGAACCGGACGACAGGGUGUCGGCGCACUUGAAGAAUGUACUCGACGAGAAGAUAGAAAUCGUCAAGAGGAAACUCGGCUACGAUGUGGAAAAAUCACGCGUUAAAGUCAACAAAUUAUUGAGUUACAUAACGGACCCGUGCGACAUGCACCCGAACGUCAUACAUGGCAUCGGCAAACCCGGAUGCGCGAUAAUGACCGUUCGUCAAAGGAUAAUGCCGCCCAUUUUUUAUGAGAUGCUCCGGAUUAUCGACGAAAAACUGAAACAAGAAGAGAGUAAAGGCAGAUCCCCUGAAAGGGUUCAGAUUGUUCAAAAACCGUUUUCGGCAAAAAUUGAAAAAACCGAAUCGCCACUUGAAUUUUUCCUGUUAAGUCUUCCGGCCGCGGUAGUACAAGAUCGGUUAGGGCCUCAACUAACCCGUAUAUUGAAGAAAUACAGAGCUCGGAAGGAAAAAUGGGAACGAAGGGCUAAAGAGUGGGACGAAUUUUUGGCCAAAAAACCGGUACCUGGAAAAAACCACCCCGACGAUGAAAAAUUUUUGGAAGAAGCGAAACAUUCCUUUGGAGAUUACAAGCUAAAAGAAAAUUUUGAUUACAAAGUAUCAACCCAAGAAACGACCAUAAAACACUACAAAAAAUUGCUGGAAACAAGAGGAAAGCAAUAUGCCUUACGCCACAAUUUCAUCCGCAAAGUGUACGAUAUAAGGGACGAAAAAUACAAAUUGAUUGAACUGCUAAAAAAGAAACAAAAAAGACUUGACGAGAUUAAUGAAGAAUUACCAGAAUAUAUGAGGAAAAAUGGACCUGACAUUCCGCCCUACGACGCAGCCGAAUUUCCAGAAGAAAAAUUGAAAAUCAAAGUCGUGCUUCCCGAAGGAGAAACAGAAUCAGAUGAUGUUGAUCAACCCAAGGAAAGAAAAAUAAUUGCGAAACCUGUAGGAGAUAUUUUGGAAAAGCAACUGCUGGCAAGCAAAACGUAUCCCAAAUUCGAUAACGGAUUUUUCAUCAGCGCCAUUCCAAACGAAGAAGUAUUCGCGGUUCAGAAUAUGUCGUGCGCUGAGCUGCUGCAAUUUUCUGAACACUCCGAUACCCCGUUUGAGUCGUGCCUCAGGGCCAACAGAUUGAACAGGUUACUGUUCUAUCAGAAACUCGCAAUAGCCGAAAUGGAAGAGAUGAUUGAGGAUUUUAAUAACUGGAUAUUUGAAGCAAGGAAGGAACGGUUACCGAUAUUAAUUGGCGGCAACUUUAUCGACAUAUUUAUCGUGUGUCUGAACGAGGAGUUGCAGAUAUUGAAAAGUUGCGAGGAACAGGAAGAGAAACUUUUGCAGGAAGUGAACAGUAAGCUAUCGGGAGUCCACGCGAUGGAGGAUAUAAUAGAAGGUUUAAAAUACGACAAAACAGCCCACGAAACGAAACUGGAAAACUAUCGAAUAGAAGAAGAAAAAAUACAGGAAAAAUUCAAAAACGCCACCGAAAAUAACAAGUUUUUUGAUUUCUUGAGAAAAGUGUUUAGGAAAAAGUUUCGGCUCCCGAGGAUAAAAAGCGAAAACGAUGAUACUUCAGAAUCGUCAACGUCCAGUACAGAUGACACCGAGUACGAUGGCGACACUGCUAGUGUCGACUCGAGGGAUUUUGGAUUUAUUAAACAAGACUUGAACGUAUGCCCCAAAGGAUGUGAACCGGCGUUGUUCAAUUUAACGGUUGAAUUGCGUACCAAAAAACAUAAGCUUGAACAAAACGAAAAAAAUGAAAUCAGACUUCUAGAAUCAACCACCAAGGAAAUUGAGAUAAACAAAAAAAAACUAAUUACCCUACAAAAUGAUUAUAAACUAAACGAGGAGAAAUUAGAGGAGUUCAGGAGGGAAAAACAAAAGAAAUUGAACGAUGUGAGAUGUACAGUGGUGUUACAUUUGGACCAGAUUUACGAGUUUAAUCCAGAGUCCAGCGAUAUUUCCGACUUCAUAGUGUUUUCACGAUCGCAAUUGACCGACCUCUAUAGACAAGUGGACGUUUUGAAAAACGAAACCUUGAAACAACAAAUUAGCCACGAUACUUAUCUUGCACAUCUGAUGAGGCUGGGCAGAGACACAACUUACAUGAAACGCAAGUUACGCUCGCUCAAGCUGGACAUAAUCCAAUUACUGAAAACGAAGUUUGGUAAAAUUGUAGACAUUGACGAAUUGGAACUUGCCAUGUUACAAAGAUCGUUCCAAAAGCAAUACGUAAACGAAUUGGAAGAGGUCGUAUUAAAAAAGCUAGUUUACAAUUUAAGGAUCAAAAUGACCGAUAUUAAAGCAAUGUACCUUUCCGUUCUAGACGAUUGGGACAGGAAAAUCGCAAAAGCUCAAGAAGAGCUGGCAGACGAAAUCAAGCAAAACACGAAACGCGUCGAGCUCAUCGCCGUCAUCAAUAGGGAAAAGGAGGAGCUAGCCAAAUUCGUGAGAUCUCAGCAGACAAAGAGGGAAAAGAUCGAGAGUACUGAAGCAGUGCACAAAGAAUUUUUAAAAGAUUUGUUAAAACUGGAAAGCAUAGUUGAGGAACAAAACCGAACUCUGCAUGAACUGAGGGAAGAAACGAAGAUGUUGAAAGUUAAAGGAUUGCCUCCAAAGAGUACAAGAAAGAAGGUUGUGUAUUUAGAAGAUAAAGAAAAACAUGAAGUAGAAGAGAGUAAAGAACAGGAGAGGCCACCAGACUGGGAAUAUUUCGAUGAGUUUAUUAAUGAGGAAAUCUACGACGAAGGUGCCAAAAGUAUGGAGAAAGUAUCGUUCAAACGGGAGAUCACUAUACCAGGAUUUUAUUCCUUGGAGGAAGCUGAUAUAAUUGAAGACUUAGUGGAAUGCCUAACGAAAGAUGUAGAUCAGACCCUAAUCCAAAAAAGUAAAGAGACGAUCACCCGCAAAAUUUUAAGCAGUGUUGCCGACUGCACGAGUGUGACCGAGAUAGUUAAUGAAAUUAUGAAUAGCUUACCUCUCGAAUUUACUGAGGAACAACAGAAACUGAUUAAAAAGUCUGCCGAUCAAUUACUUAGCAUACAGGAUGCCCCACAGAUAAAUGAUGAACAUAUUUCAAGCUGCAUGAAAGAUAUUUUAGACGAUAUCGUUGCUGACGUUUUCUGCAGUGGUCCUGCGAGUUUUAUGACUGCAUUAAUUGAACAGUUACUGGAAAAUUUACCACUUGAGUAUCUAAAAAGCAACGAGACAAUUGAUAAAAUUGUAAUAAAAGUAAAGCAGUUAGCUGAGGAUAUACCCCUGGACAAAGAAGAAAUUAGAAAAUCUAUUGAUAAACUGCCAAUCCCUGAAAAAUCUGAAGUGAUGGAUAUUGUUAAUGCUAUUUUGGAAAGGGUUUAUGGCGAGGGUAUUGACUAUUUUCUUGUUAAUCCAUAA